Anopheles moucheti is the source of this 737-nucleotide messenger RNA. Its product is annotated as UPF0587 protein CG4646. Gene Ontology annotation, molecular function: zinc ion binding. Bases 205 to 696 code for a protein of 163 amino acids. The record is from RefSeq and is a predicted model, not a curated record. Lineage: Eukaryota; Metazoa; Arthropoda; Insecta; Diptera; Culicidae. The transcript has 2 exons.
AACAAACAAACUAUCCCAAAAAUCAGCAUGUGUGUAGUUACGCCGGCUCUAGAUUAGUUGAAAAACCUUCUCACUGCAUAUUUCAUUCUUCUGCUUUCUGAUUAGUGUAGAAAAACACCAAAACUAGAGAGUUUCAAACCGUGCUUUUGCACAGAACAUACCUUCCAAAAGAAAGGCUUUAAUCUUCUGCAUCGCGCAAUCAACAUGGGCAAAAUUGGUUUACAGAUUAAAGCUACGCUGGAGAACAUCGAGGAGCUAAAAACGAGCCAUCCCAACUAUGCGUUUUUCCUGAAAAUCAAAUGCACAAAUUGUGGCGAAGUAUCCGACAAGUGGCAUGAUCUGACCGAGAGCGAACAUGUCAACGAAGAUUCGCGCAAUCCGAAAGGAUUUAAUUUUCACAUGAAGUGUCGUAUGUGUUCUCGUGAGAAUAGUAUCGACGUUAUCGAAGGGUCUAAUGCAAGCUACACCGAACAAGAUUCCGGCAAAAAGAAAACGAUCGUCGCCUUUGAUUGCCGUGGUGUUGAACCGAUCGAAUUCAGCCCUCGCUCUGGAUGGAUUGCAAAAGCGACGGAAAACGGACCGACUUUCGAGGAUAUUGAUCUGUCUGAGGACGAUUGGGUAGAAUAUGAUCAGACGAAUAACAAUUCGGUCGGCGUGUACGAAUUUGAGUCAGAUUUCGUGAAAAUGAAAAAGUGAGCAACUUUUGUGAUGCAAUUUAAUAUGAGUUGUAAACAAUA